Molecule: messenger RNA, 2075 nt
Organism: Rhagoletis pomonella (apple maggot)
Lineage: Eukaryota; Metazoa; Arthropoda; Insecta; Diptera; Tephritidae
Gene: bsk
Product: stress-activated protein kinase JNK
Exons: 3
Coding region: 846-1964 (372 amino acids)
Biological process (GO): JNK cascade; protein phosphorylation
Cellular component (GO): nucleus; cytoplasm
Molecular function (GO): ATP binding; JUN kinase activity
Source: RefSeq, a predicted model, not a curated record
UUCCUUGCUGUCAGAUUUUCCAAUUGACAAGCGCGGUGCCGACCGAUUUCUGCCCAAGUUUUUGUGUAUUCUCUCUGCUAGAAAAUUGUGUUUUUAUAAGAAUUUCCUUAAUAAAUCUGCGAAAAAGUUAAACCAAUGCCAGAUUAACAUGGCAUACGUGUAAAAAUGUAAGUUUAUAUCUGCAAUGCAUUAAAUAUUUGGCUAUCACGACCGGAAAAAGGAGCAUCAGCAGCGCAGGCGGCAGACGGUUAACCAACCGUCUUUGGUGACAGAUCGAAAAUCGAUUUUUUCAUGCAAAGUUCAUAGAAAUUUUUCGGUACUCUCCUGCUCGUCGUUUAUAAAAGUGGUUUGUAGCAUAAUUAAAUAUUAGGUGAAAUUUCUUGUUAAAAUAAUUUUUCAACACAACGUGAAGAAUUGUAUCGGCACCCGGCUUAUAAUUUAGGAAAUAGCGUUAAGUAAAUAGUUCACAAAAACAAUUAGCGAAUAAAGCAAACAAUCAGGCCAACAAGAAUACGCGUUCCCCAACACGUCCAAAAGCGAUAUCAUUGUUUCACAGCAGCUAGUUACGUACGCUAGCAGCAUUUGCGGCUAAAUCAAUAACACAUCAUCUCAACACCCGAGCCACGCAUAACAACAAAUCAAGUCAUAGGGCAGUCAGUCAGUCGUUGCAAUUGUAAAUUUUUUUACAAAAGCAGAUAAUUUGUAUUACAAAGCAACUCCCGACGUUUAAAUUGUAUCACAAAUCAAUCAACCAUCACUAAUUUGCAACGAAAAAUGAACGUGUGAAUCAACUUCAAACCUAUUAAAAUUCAAACAACCGAAAGCAAAACCAAACCAAAAACGCAAUGAGUACCCGGCAUUACACCAUUGAGGUGGGUGAUACGAAUUUUACAAUCCUCAAUCGGUACACAAAUUUGAAACCGAUCGGUUCGGGUGCACAAGGCAUUGUAUGUGCUGCCUACGAUACUGUGACCGAGCAAAAUGUUGCCAUUAAAAAAUUAUCAAGACCAUUCCAAAAUGUUACACAUGCUAAACGGGCUUAUAGAGAGUUUAAGUUAAUGAAAUUAGUAAACCAUAAGAAUAUUAUUGGUUUACUCAAUGCAUUUACACCUCAACGUAGCUUGGAGGAGUUUCAAGAUGUUUAUCUUGUUAUGGAGCUCAUGGAUGCAAACCUAUGUCAAGUCAUACAAAUGGAUUUGGAUCAUGAUCGUAUGUCGUAUUUGCUAUAUCAGAUGUUGUGCGGCAUAAAGCACUUACACCUAGCCGGCAUAAUACAUAGAGAUUUAAAGCCAUCAAAUAUUGUGGUUAAAGCCGAUUGCACACUUAAGAUAUUAGAUUUUGGUUUGGCACGCACAGCUGGUACGACAUUCAUGAUGACACCAUAUGUGGUCACACGUUAUUAUCGUGCACCUGAAGUUAUUUUGGGCAUGGGCUAUACAGAGAAUGUGGAUAUUUGGUCUGUGGGCUGCAUAAUGGGUGAAAUGAUAAGGGGUGGUGUUCUAUUCCCUGGCACUGAUCAUAUUGAUCAAUGGAAUAAGAUUAUCGAGCAAUUGGGUACUCCGUCUACAUCAUUUAUGCAGCGUUUGCAGCCAACUGUACGUAAUUAUGUUGAAAAUCGGCCACGUUAUUCCGGUUAUUCAUUCGAUCGACUUUUCCCAGACGUACUCUUUCCAAAUGAUAAUAAUGAGCAAAGUCGACGAAAGGCAUCCGAAGCACGUGAUUUACUUAGCCGUAUGUUGGUGAUUGAUCCCGAGCAACGUAUUUCGGUGGAGCAAGCACUAUUACAUAGUUAUAUAAAUGUUUGGUAUGAUGCCGAAGAGGUAAAUGCACCAGCACCUGAACCAUAUGACCAUAGCGUCGAUGAAAGGGAACAUACCGUCGAACAAUGGAAGCGACUUAUAUACGAAGAAGUUAUGGAUUAUGAGGCACACAAUACCAAUGCGCCCGUAAAUACUACGCGGUAGACCCUGAAUUAAUUAGACAUGGCAUACUAAUGCUUCUGAGCAACUCUUAAUGUAUAUAAAAUAUAAGAACAAUAAAAGCAUUAAUACUUUCAAAUGAUAAAGUAAAAUAAA